This is a messenger RNA of Drosophila navojoa, 1303 nucleotides long. RefSeq lists its product as uncharacterized. The record is from RefSeq and is a predicted model, not a curated record. NCBI's taxonomy places the organism in Eukaryota, Metazoa, Arthropoda, Insecta, Diptera, Drosophilidae.
GAUUUAGUUCAUUUAGUUCAAAAGCACGACGUACACAGUUGUUCCAGAUUUACAGGGCCCCUCGUUUCAACUCAACAUCUAAUAUAAUUGCGUUCUAUAGCCAAUUUUAGCUAUGGAUCAAAAACAAAAGUCUGUGGAGAGUGUUGUAUCAUCACAAUCGAGUAGCAGCCGUCGUGUAAUGUGGAAGGUGCGCGACGGGGAAGAGGAAGUUUUUGAUUCGGUGGUUAACUAUAGAAGCAUCUCGAAUGAGUCCAAGGGUUCCUCCAGAUCCACUUCCGAUCAUAACCUGCCGAGCACAAGCAAUCCACAAGUCUUGGGCGCUUCCAAUAGUAACUUUCAGUUGAUAAUGAAGGAGCAGACCCCUACACAGGAGUCGCCCUCCAAGUCGGCCACCAGCCUGGCAAUACGCUAUAAGCCCUCGCACGAGUCAGUGCAGGAUUUGGCCACCGCAAAGCGGGCACGUGCUAUUGGAAUCUGGCAUAGUUUGUACGAUCGGAUACGUAGCAAGAAGUUAGGCGAUGAGGAAUCACCAUCGCUAGCGUUGCGGUACAGGCCAUCUCACGAGUCCCUUAAGAAUCGACGCAGCAAGGAUUUACUCGGGGAGCACUCUUCACCAAGAUCGGCAAGCUUGUCCAAGCCCAAGCUCGCUGUUGCCGAUCUGAAACUGGAGACGUGUUUCCUUCCGCCCUAUCAGACUGCUGUAGUGCGCAAGGUUGCACCCAAGUUUGCCAACCGCAUAUGUAUACUCGAUGACAGCGAUUCGUGCUGCUCGGGUUCGCUAGAGGUACGAAUCCCGUUGCUGAAACCGUCCAAAUCAAAAAAACUAACUGGUGCAAUCGAUUUGUCUACUUCGACUGAGGCAAAGAAUACCAACUCAAAGACCAAGCGGCGCACCAAGACGACUGCACCGCCAUCAAAUGCAGGCACAUCGAAGGGGAAUGGGACCAAGACCACGGCAACUGGCAACAGCACGAACAACACUUUGCCAACUUUGCGGCAAAGACAGCUAGAACUACAUCGUUUUCGCGUGCUAAUUGAGAAACGUCGCUUGGAGCUGUUGGAUUUGAAGAUUGUGCGUGAACGGGCUGACGCUUUGCGCCAUGAAAUACUAUUCCACAAGGACUUGCAGCUGAAGCAUAACCAAAUCAAAUCAUACGAGGACAACAACAGCUCCCAGGCCUGAUUGAAGGACAUUCUGUGCCCUAUAAAAUUUCUAGUAGCUUUGAAAAUCCAAGUAGUUUUAUAAAAUCGCUUUGUUCAAAUAAAACGCAUAAAAGCCGCGAUGCCUAAUAGAACAUGCAAA